Molecule: messenger RNA, 996 nt
Organism: Aspergillus heteromorphus CBS 117.55
Lineage: Eukaryota; Fungi; Ascomycota; Eurotiomycetes; Eurotiales; Aspergillaceae
Product: putative RING finger protein
Exons: 3
Coding region: 1-801 (266 amino acids)
Biological process (GO): ubiquitin-dependent protein catabolic process
Cellular component (GO): cytoplasm
Molecular function (GO): ubiquitin protein ligase activity
Source: RefSeq, a predicted model, not a curated record
AUGGUCGAAGUCUCCUCUGCCGCCCUCCUGGGCUACCUCGCCCCCGUCUGCGUGGCAUUCGUCUUCUUCGGCGCGUGGGUCUUUGUCAGCGCGCGCCGACGCCGUCGCUUCUUCCGCUACCAGUAUGAUGAUGUGGAGGCCGCGCGUCAUCCUGUGAUUCUUCAGCGUGUGGUCGAGGAGAGGUUCCCGACGGUGAAGUAUAAGGUUUGGUUGGAGGGGAGGGGGAGUAAGGGGGUGGUAAAGAUGAAGUGGAGAGAGGAUAUGAGGUGGAGGUUGUCGUGGAGAGUAAGGAGGGAGAGGAGGAUGGUAGAGGUAUCGGCUAUUGGGCCGAGGAUUGGCACGCCUGUUAGUGCUGGUGCUGGUGCUGGUGCUGGUGCUGGGCCGUCUCAUGGUGUGCCAACUUCAACUGCAGCUGCUGAGUCGACUACUCCUCCAUCCCCCAACCAAAACAACAGCACCAACCACGCCCAAAACCCCCCUUCACCCAAACCAACCACAUCCCCCUCACCCUCCCCCUCCCCCGAGACGAACACAAACACAGACACAGACACAGACACAGAAAACAUCUGCUCCAUAUGCAUCGACCCAUUCUCCGCCGAGGACGACAUCCGCGAACUAACCUGCGGGCAUAUCUUCCACGCCUCGUGUCUGGACCCCUGGCUCACGCGGCGCCGCGCCUGCUGUCCGAUGUGCAAGAUGGGGGUUUCCGGCGCCAGGGUUAUCAGAUGUCAGUUUGCCAGGUUGAGUGUGCCCGAGGCGGUCCUGAUUCGGGGGGAUCUUUAUUCGAGGGCGGCGUUUUGAGAUGAGAUGAGAUGAGAUGCCAUGCCAUACCAUACCAUAUCAUACCAUAUCAUACCAUACCAGAUACUGGAUGUUAGGUGCCGGAUGUCAGAUGCCGGAUACUAUGGUUUGUUUGGUUGUGGUUGUGGAUGUGGAUGUGGAUGGUUUCAUGGGUAAGUAUGUGUUUGGCAAUAUUAGUUGUGAGAUACGCGAGGU